CGACAUUUAGAACUACCGCUUUUAAAUUUAAAAAUUGGCAGAUCCCUGUUUCGAAAAAAUAUGUUUCUGAAGAGGUGACAACCUUACACUACAAUCUUUGUUGACAAUUUACGCCAAGUGUAAUAGUUUUUUAUAUAAAAUGGAUAUAAAAGUUUUAAGUUCCCAGGCCACUAUAGCAAUUGAAGAGUUUGCUAAAUUAUAUUUUGAAACUUUUGAUAAAAGAAGACAGGCAAUCGUCAGAAUCUAUCAAGAUAAAGCUAACUUAGUUUGGAAUGGACACGCUGUUACGGGUGCAGAUGAAAUAAUGAAAUUUUUUGACACAUUGCCUUCAUCAGAGUUUCACAUAGAAGGGAUGGAUACCCAAGCCAUUCUUCCAGAUGUUGUAGCUGAUGGUAGCAAUUCAAUAAUUGUCAACUUUUUUGGAAAAGUAAAGUUUAAAGGUUCAGAAGCCAAAGCUUUUUUUCAUACUUUUAUUUUAUCUGCACAUGAAAAUAAAUGGAAAAUUGUUACUGAAAAUUUUAGGUUUCUGGAAUAAAAAUGUGAUAUGAAUCACAC
This is a messenger RNA of Physella acuta, 555 nucleotides long. Its product is annotated as NTF2-related export protein 2. Gene Ontology annotation, biological process: nucleocytoplasmic transport. The record is from RefSeq and is a predicted model, not a curated record. Lineage: Eukaryota; Metazoa; Mollusca; Gastropoda; Physidae.